AUGUCAUCGAGAAUAAAUACAGAGCAGCAGAGCAAUUAUUGGCUGCAACCAUCUCCCAUAGAUGCCCGGUCGAAUAGCAGUACAGUCUCAUUUGCAGGUACUGAACAACGGAAUCAUGAUAGGGAAGAAGCAAUGAAAAGACUUGGACAGGUACAUAAGAACGAUAAGAAGAACAGACCAUUGGAUAUUUUUCUGAUAUUUAUACAAACUGUUUUGCCGUCGCUGUUCACUGGAGGUGUGAACUUUGUGAUUGCUUGGGGAAUGUAUAAAGGCAAGUUUACCCUGUGGCAGUCGGAGAAACUGACUAACAUUGCAACAGAUCAGGAGCAAAUAUCGUGGUGGUAUUUUCCAUGUCCAUUGAGUGGUGAUUUGGCAGUUACAAUAUUUAUUCAGGGUACUCUGACGUACUUAUUCACGAGCAUUACACUCACAUUGGAUUAUUACGCCCAAAGACGAGUACCUUGGCACGCGUUUAAUAUUCCGUCAAACUUUAUAGAGCGUAUCCCAUUUCCUAGAGUAUUUCUCCUACCUCACAUCCCUAUUCCGCCCGGCACGCGCCGCUCGCAGAAGCUACCAUCAAUCGGGCUCAUUAAGUCGCUGAUUACAUCACCAUCUGCAUUGAUUUGCACUAUCAUUUCAGGGUUGGUUUCCUCAGUUAUCAUAUUCAUGUUUAUCUUCCCAAUUUCUAUCGCGAUUAUGGCACCACUGAUUGGUGGAAGGGAUAAUGUAGCGCACACUUGGUGGUCAGAAGGAUUAAAAGGUGUUUUUGGUUUCGUUCUCAAUAUGGUACAAGCACCAUUGGUGUCUAUAUAUGUCGUUUCCAUGCUAUCAAAUAAGCAAGUUGAUAAGAGGAGGAGUUUCAUAAGCUCUUAUGCUAGUACAUCACCUAUAAUGACAAACGAGAAAGCUUUUACGCAUUCCUAGACUAAUAAUUCGCAUAUAGAUAACUUAUUGAUGUUGUACUUUUAUAAUUUAUGGAUAUUUACAGAUAAUACAUUUUGGUUCAUCUCACGAAUGGCUUACGAUAGGCGCCUUUGUCUUUCUGAUACAGUCUAUGAGCUUCUCGUAUUUGAUCUGCUGAUAAUGGACCGGAUUGACCCCAAGCUUCCUGUACUUCGCGAGCUUCUCGACAAUCUCACCAACGAAUACUU
Molecule: messenger RNA, 1151 nt
Organism: Wallemia mellicola CBS 633.66
Lineage: Eukaryota; Fungi; Basidiomycota; Wallemiomycetes; Wallemiales; Wallemiaceae
Exons: 5
Coding region: 1-924 (307 amino acids)
Source: RefSeq, a predicted model, not a curated record